This is a messenger RNA of Acanthoscelides obtectus, 351 nucleotides long. Lineage: Eukaryota; Metazoa; Arthropoda; Insecta; Coleoptera; Chrysomelidae. The record is from the annotation of a GenBank genome assembly.
AUGAUAAACUCAGAUUUAUGUGGUGAGCCGGCAACGUCGCAUGUGUCACCAUAAAUAACACACAAUGGCAUUAUAAAAUCUUCGAUAUAGCAUUAACCCCUCUAUAAAAUUGUAUGACAAACUCCGAUUUAUGUGAGGAUCCGGCAACGUCGCAUGUCUAGCUACCGCACUUACAAAAAAUGGCGUUGACACUUGAUCUAUCUCAACCGUGUUCGCCUAAGGAUGCACCUUCUAUCUUCAGUGUAAAUGUUUUAUGAUUUGACAGGAAUGAAAAUUAUUCUUACCUUAUUUAAAUCUGCUGACGAUUAUAGAGAUAUUGCAUAUGACCUAAAUAGGGUAUGCAUUAUUUAG